This is a messenger RNA of Pelobates fuscus (common spadefoot toad), 584 nucleotides long. Its product is annotated as eukaryotic translation initiation factor 1-like. Gene Ontology annotation, biological process: translational initiation. The record is from RefSeq and is a predicted model, not a curated record. Gene Ontology annotation, molecular function: ribosomal small subunit binding; RNA binding; translation initiation factor activity. The transcript has 4 exons. Lineage: Eukaryota; Metazoa; Chordata; Amphibia; Anura; Pelobatidae. The coding region runs from base 99 to 440 and encodes 113 amino acids. Gene Ontology annotation, cellular component: eukaryotic 43S preinitiation complex.
CUCACGCUCACAGCUACCAGCAGCAGCUCCUCUCUGUCUCUCCGCGCGGCCUCCACAGCUCUGCUGCCGUCCCCACCGAGGAAACCCCAUCCUAUCGUAUGUCAGCUAUCCAGAACCUCCAACACUUCGACCCCUUUGCUGAUGCAAGUAAGGGUGAUGACUGGCUCCCAGCUGGGACAGAGGAUUCCAUCCAUAUAAGGAUUCAGCAACGGAACGGCAGGAAGACCCUUACAACUGUCCAAGGGAUAUCUGAUGACUACGACAAGAAAAAACUAGUUAAAGCUUUCAAAAAGAAAUUUGCUUGCAAUGGUACUGUGGUUGAGCAUCCAGAAUACGGAGAGGUGAUCCAGCUUCAGGGAGACCAACGCAAGAAUGCUUGUCAAUUCCUUGUGGAGGUUGGACUUGCCAAGGACGACCAGCUGAAGGUCCAUGGGUUUUAAGCAGCAAAACAUGUCUGCAAAUAAAGUUAAAGAACCUCCUCUGGCAAUGCAUAGAAAACAAGCUCCUCCCUUGUCACAAGUUUAAAACUUGACUUGUGAAAUGCUGCCCCUUUAAGGACUGUAAUAAACUUUGUUAACUCUCUA